Messenger RNA from Porites lobata, 290 nucleotides. Lineage: Eukaryota; Metazoa; Cnidaria; Anthozoa; Scleractinia; Poritidae. The record is from the annotation of a GenBank genome assembly.
AUGUAUGGUUCCAUUUGGGGAGCGCAUCGUAUCGGCAAACCGCUCCCAUGGGACAAUGAUGUUGACAUUGGAUUUGAUGGUGAAGGAAUAUUUGCAGAUAUGACCUUGGAUGAAUUUCUUGCUCCUUUUGUGGCAGCAGGUUUUAAAGCAAGUAACAAGUGGAUACAGAAAGGAACCAUGUAAUUCACAAAGAGGGUUUGUGGUUGUCUGUCGAUCUGUUUGCAUUCUACAAUCAUGGAGGUACUAUGACGAGGACGGGAAUAGAGUCAUGGGCCUUUGCUCUCAAUUAG